This is a messenger RNA of Brassica rapa (field mustard), 729 nucleotides long. RefSeq names its product F-box protein At3g49510-like. Lineage: Eukaryota; Viridiplantae; Streptophyta; Magnoliopsida; Brassicales; Brassicaceae. The record is from RefSeq and is a predicted model, not a curated record.
AUGUAUCUUCUCGGAUAUGACAACAACAACCACCACAAAAUCUUGAGUUUCUCUAUUGUUGACUCAAACAUCAAAGACAUUGAGGUCUACUGUUUUAGCUCGGACACAUGGAGGGUUCUCGACGUUGGUCCAAUUCCAGAUCAUGCAUCAGAAGAAAAGAAUGGUUUGUUCUGUUUUGAUUUUACAACAGAGAGAUUUGGACCGCUUCUACCUCUGCCUCCACCUUUCCAUAGUGGUUACUAUAAGGUGACUGAUAUAAUUAGUAGCAAUGAGAAGCUGGUUCUGUUACAUAAUGCCUACGUAUGCGAGAAAGUAGAGAUUUGGAUUACCACUAAGAUUGAGCCCAAUCUUGUGUUAUGGAACAAGUUUUGGACACUGGAUUGGAGUUGGUUCAUUGACGAGGAGAAGAAAGUUGUUGUGUUUUUCGAUAUAACGCCCAAGACCUGUUUCUUCCAAAUGGCUUACAUCAUUGGAGAAGAUGGAUACUUCAGAUCUGUCAACUUAGGGGCAGCUCCAUAUCCUGAGUGGGUUUAUCACAAUAUUGAUAUCCUCCUUACCACCAUGUCCCACCACAAAGCCACUCAUCCUUAUCCGCAACAACCGGGUCCUCAAACUCCAAGCCCAGCUUCUGCUCCAAUACCUGAUACUGUGUCGGGUGCACCAUCUCAGCAAUCUACUGAAGCUGCUGUUGUUACUGGUUCCAUCUCAGUAGAAACUGAUGUUAGCUAA